Fusarium musae is the source of this 1074-nucleotide messenger RNA. RefSeq lists its product as uncharacterized. The coding region runs from base 1 to 1074 and encodes 357 amino acids. The transcript is spliced from 3 exons. Lineage: Eukaryota; Fungi; Ascomycota; Sordariomycetes; Hypocreales; Nectriaceae. The record is from RefSeq and is a predicted model, not a curated record.
AUGGCUCCAGCAAAUCCCAAAAAGCAGCUUGCUGAGUCCCCUCUCAAGAAGACCAUGGUUGAACAUGUUCCUCUGCACACUGCAAGCCCUUCGGCGCAACCACGAAGCCCUAUCAGAAAGCGAACACCUGGUGCUAUCACGAUGCAACAAAAACAGGCUAUGAUCGAUAACAUGCAACUCGAGAAACGCGCUCGCCGAUUAAGAGCCCAAUAUAAUUAUAUGGCAACAACAGUUCGCUCACGUAUCGAAAUGCGACUCAACCGCGUCCCCAUGUCAAUGAGAAAUAUCAAGAUGGGAGACUUGCUACAGAAAUUCGUGGAUCAGGAACAACAACGAGCCGCGAAAUCGACCGCUAUACGAAAACAAACAGCAACAUGGGCAGCAAGUCCGCCAAAGCAGAUUCAAUCGGCGGCUCAUAAUUUGAAACCCGCGCCACGCACAAAGAAGCGCAUGAGUGACGCAAUCUCAGGAGACAAAGAAAACGAGGUCGAGCAUACUGAGACUGCUAAGAAGAGGGCUCGAGCUGCAACAACCACGGACGUGUCACAUGCCCGAUCAGGGCAAAUUUUGUCGCCAACAUCCUCCAACUCACGAAUGGCAAAUCGACCUCCAUCGCCUACUAAGUCUGGUAUUGCACGACCAGCUUCGCCACUGAAGCGCCCGGCUACAGCUUCUGGUAUGCUGUCAAGCAUGGUGGAAAGGGCAAAGGCGACGCGAGCUGGCGCUGGCGCUGGACGCAAGAUGACGACAAACUCAACCACAAGUUCAAUGUCGACCAACAGCACUGCUACCACCAGAAAUAAGAAAGCAAUACCAGCAACAAAUACUACUUCAAGAGCGCCUACUUCUCGACCAGGUACACGAACAACUCGUAGAUCCAUUGCCAACAGCGAGUCCAGUGAGUCAAGCAAUGGCACCGUGAUAAGGAAGGGGCCCACGGCCAAGAGUGCUCCGGUCAAAAGGGGGACAACAUCUCGUAAGGGGACGACAGGGGCAGUCCGUAAAAACACAGCGAAGAGCAACCCUUCCACUGCAAGCACGGGUACAGGACGAACCUUACGAAAACGAGCAUAG